GGCGGGGCGGAGGUGUGGCUGUGUGCAGCGCACGAGCUUAAAAAUACGUGGUGUCAAGCGUGCAAUAAGUUUGAGAGUGUGGAGAGUGCGUGGAGGAGAGAAGAGAGAAAGAGAGAAAGAGAGAGAGAGAGCGGGAGCAAAAAUAAAUACACCCCCUCGUGGACGGAAGACAAGGAACAUGCCGUCAUUCGCCUUCAAUCAGUUUAUCGAUAGAGAUGAUCUUUUGUGCAAGCAACUUUUAAAUCUAGACAUGGGCGAGCUGCCAAAGACUUCUGCACCUCCUACAUCAGCGGUGGGAUAUCCAAAGCCUGGAUCCAUAACUUCUAACAGCUGGGCACAAACCAAAGAACUCCCUCUGCCGUCGCGAUGGAACAAGAUGGGUUUCUGGUCCGAGCGUGCCGUCAGUAUGGUGGAGGGUGAGACGGGAGGUCUGGGCUGGGCAUGUGACAAAACCGGGUCCGUGUCGAGCACUGCAUCUUUCGCCGGCUCCAUGUCGUGUGUGUCUUCCAGCACUGCUUCUUCACGCUAUAAGACUGAACUGUGUCGCACGUUCACAGAAAGAGGCACGUGCAAAUACGGGAGCAAGUGCCAGUUCGCCCACGGAGCCGAGGAGCUACGCGGCAUCAACCGCCACCCUAAAUACAAGACCGAACCGUGUCGCACGUUCCAUUCCAUCGGUUUCUGUCCGUACGGCAUCCGCUGCCACUUCGUUCACAACGAUGACGACGCACACCUCCGCCCUCACCAGCCCUCUCUUCCUACAACUACCCAGCGUCCGCCUCUCCUAAAACAGAGCUUCAGCUUUGCCGGCUUUCCUUCCAACCCCUUACCUCUGGAUCCCCCCUUUUCUCAGUCGUCGUUCCUCGGCAUGCCGUCUGCCUCGCCGCCUUCCUCGGGCACCGUCUCUGACCUCCUGGCCAUGGCGUUCCCAGAGUUCCUGCCCUCGCAUGACUCCGGCUGCUCCAGCAGUGAGCCGACUCCUACCACCUCGCCCUCUCAGAUGGCGCCUGGUGUACCUGACCAAAGUUUCAGCGUCUCACUGGGCACGCGGAGUCUGUCGCUCACGUCGCUCUCGGACCACGAGGGACGUUGUAGCAGCUCCGCCAGUAGCCUGAGUGGCUCCGAUUCGUCUUCGGCUAACGACAGCGCCGCCAAGAGGCUGCCCAUCUUCAGUCAGCUGUCUGUGCCUGAUGGUUUCUACAGUGAAGGCAGUUCAAGUUUCUUCCUUUAGAACCGUAGUUCUCGUUCUCGCACGGUUCCUGAUCUCGAUGAUCGAUUCUGCUAUCGUUUUGACAAUUUUGUAUUCGAGCUCAGUGUGAAGAUUGUACAUGCACCAUAUAAAGAAAUAUGUGGAGGAAUGCGUUUUUCUUUUCUUUUCCCUUUCCCUUCUUCCUUUAUGUUCCAGUUCACGAUCACAAUGUGACUCUGAAAAAAGAUGGAAGUUGAAUUGUGGGUUUGGAGUGAAACACUGUCUGUAAUCAGUAUUUAAAUUGGUUGCUGGUUAAAAGGAUUUAUUUAAAAAGGAAAAAAAGAGAGAGAGCGAGCGCGAGAGAAAAAAGCCAAAGAAUUUGACUCUUUUUGUAUGAAUGAUGAAUGUUCCAUAGAUUCAGUGUUUUCUCUCUGUCUACUGAGAUGAAUCUCUUUCUCAUGUCGCCUGUACAGAACUGUUGUUUUGGACAUGUUUCUUCUAGAAACUGCUGCAGUUAAGAAACUGUUUUUGUGUGUUCUUUGAAUUCUGUUGGGCAGCAGAGGAUUAGUUGGUUUUCAGAAGAAAGUCAGUCUUGUGAUAUUCUGUAGGGAUUUUAAUUUAAAUUGUGAUUAGGCGUAUUUGUGUGUGAGGAUUAAGUGACUCCCCCUUCUUUUUUUUCUUUUUUUUUCUUUUCUGUUUUUUUAAACAUGGUAUUUUUUUUCAAGGCUUCCAUGUUACAUAUAGAGUUGACGCAUCAUCCCAGCAGCUUGAAUAAUUUUUUUUUAUAUUUAUUUUAUUGUAUUUAUAGAAGACGUUUCAUGUUUUGAGUUAAGUUUAAUAUAUUUUUUUCUCUCCAGUUUUGUACUGAAAAUAAAACUUUUUUUUACAAGUAUUCAGAGCUUUUGUUGAGUCCUACUUUGGUUCCGAAAGUGUGCGUGGGUGUGCGUGUGUGUGUGAAAUGUUUUAAGCGAGCUUACAAGUUAGUCAGACUGAAUUGUAGAAUUUCAGUGCUUGUUGUAUUGAGGGUUUUAAUGGCGUGGCUCAGCUCGGAGACCGGACGACACCCUUCUGUGAAGUUGAUGUGGAUGCCUUUUGUUAUUCUUAACGUGGUGUUGGGGGUUGUUGGGUUCGGCCAAUCUAAUCUUGUAUGGAAAUGAUCGUGCUUUUGUGUCAUCAAAGUUUACUCUCCCUCCUACUUCUUCUACCGGUUACGUGCCCGGUGAUGCGUUGCCUCGAGUCAGCAGAGUCGUUUCCGCAUCUUUCUUUUCUACAUGCAGGUUGUUUCUUUACAAAUUUGGACCGGACGCUUCUUCUAAGGGCCACAAAGUCAUAAUGAUGGAAAAUGUUUUUGUGUGUAAAUCUCAUACAGAACUAUAAUCCUCAUUUUGUCAACACAGUUCUCUGAAUCAUAACUGGCACUCAGUUGACUCUACAUUUUUCUUAGUGCAUGUCUUGCAGUUCCCAAAACUGCAGUGUGUUCAGGGAUUAUACACCACCGUCCUACACCCCAAAUUUAAUUAACUGAUAAUGUAACAUCUUUCUUCUCCUAUAAUACAUGAGACAUCUCAAAAGCCUUGGCCUGGUCAUUAACAAGCAACUGACAGUUCAUCAUUGACUUGUCAGGAGAAACAAUCCCUUUGGUAAGACUUGCCUUUUGAAAAAGGUGGGACAGAGAAAGGGUUAAACAGCGACACUGUUCCCUAUUGUGCACCAGGAAGAUUCUCCCACAUUGCCUAGUGAGCCUGCACAAAGGCCGGCCGCAUUCUCACACAGGACCCGGAUCAUGUGGAAUCCUGAGCAGAUGGCAGCAUUCACCGUGACUUCAGGUCAAACAUAUGCUCUCCAGCC
Molecule: messenger RNA, 3037 nt
Organism: Ictalurus furcatus (blue catfish)
Lineage: Eukaryota; Metazoa; Chordata; Actinopteri; Siluriformes; Ictaluridae
Exons: 2
Coding region: 179-1231 (350 amino acids)
Molecular function (GO): mRNA binding; metal ion binding
Source: RefSeq, a predicted model, not a curated record